This is a messenger RNA of Spirodela intermedia, 234 nucleotides long. NCBI's taxonomy places the organism in Eukaryota, Viridiplantae, Streptophyta, Magnoliopsida, Alismatales, Araceae. The record is from the annotation of a GenBank genome assembly.
AUGGGGAGGGGGAAGGUGCAGCUCAAGAGGAUCGAGAACAACAUCAAUCGGCAGGUGACCUUCUCGAAGCGCAGGUCGGGGCUACUGAAGAAGGCGCACGAGAUCUCGGUCCUGUGCGAGGCUGAGGUUGCUCUCAUCGUCUUCUCCUCCAAGGGGAAGUUGUACGAGUUUUCGGCGAAUUCCAGGUCCCGCGCCUAUAUUAAUCCAUUCCCUUACUCGUUCUUUUUCGAAUGA